Molecule: messenger RNA, 2699 nt
Organism: Cyclopterus lumpus (lumpfish)
Lineage: Eukaryota; Metazoa; Chordata; Actinopteri; Perciformes; Cyclopteridae
Gene: desi1b
Product: desumoylating isopeptidase 1b
Exons: 6
Coding region: 330-824 (164 amino acids)
Biological process (GO): protein modification by small protein removal
Molecular function (GO): peptidase activity
Source: RefSeq, a predicted model, not a curated record
GUUUGUAGCGCGGCUCGAUACCGGAAGAAACGCUCCUCUCGCCAUGCGAAAGCACUUUGUUUGACAGUCAUGUUAUUGUUUACAGUUGGACAGUGACGCAGCACUAGCAGUCAGCACCUUUGGCCUGUUAUUAGAUUAUUAGAUUUAUAUUGGCUCCAGUAUUAUUACUCCUCAUGUGAAAUAGUGUGUAUCGUAUGUUUGUGUCCAUAACAGUGCCACGACAAACUUUUUAUUUAAGUGUUGUUUAGUAGGUAAGCUAGCCAGCCCUCGGUGGAUAUUGGACUCUGUUAGCUGCACUUGUCGGGUUGAAACAGUCCCUUUGUGCCAUCAUGGACCAAACUGACUCCUACCCGGUGAAACUGUACAUUUACGACAUGUCCAGAGGCAUGGCCCGACAGCUGAGUCCUCUCAUGCUAGGGAGACAGCUUGACGGGGUAUGGCACACUGCGAUUGUGGUCCAUGGAAAAGAGUUCUUCUUUGUGGGAGAAGGCGUCAACAAUUGUCCACCUAGUGGCACCCCCUUGGGUGAGCCUGACUCCAUCGUGGACCUGGGCUCCACUGAGGUGCCUGCAGAUUUAUUUAUGGAGUACCUGAUUUCACUGGCAGAGUCGACAUACAGCGGUGACAAGUACAACUUGUUUGAGCACAACUGCAACACUUUCAGCAACGAGGUGGCUCAGUUCCUCACAGGGAAAAAGAUCCCAUCGUACAUUACAGACCUUCCAUCUGAAGUUCUAUCCACGCCUUUUGGCCAGGCUCUCCGCCCGUUACUGGAUUCCAUCGUCAUAAAUCCUGGAGGCAACAACAUAACUGGAAAGCGAUAGAGAGCGCUGUGCACAUCAAAGAAAAAAUACUUUCAUAUAAGGAUUUGGGUGAAAAAGGGACACUCGCCAUCAGCCAAUAGCUACACCCUGAUCACCUCUUUGCCGGUCGUUGACAAGUCGGGCUAUGCUCUAAGUCUCUUUUCCAAUUAACGAGUCAUCAUUUGGACUAACUUCUCUGUUCAGUCUCUGUCUGUUCUACACAUCAGAGUUUUAAAGGUGUGCCAGCCACUUGAGCCAGGGGGCAGAAUAUAUUGAAAUAUUUCCUUUCUUGAUAAGAAAUGUUUCGCAGUUACAAGUUUGUGUGGGUUCACAAAGUGAGAGUACUUAAAUCAUAAUCCUCUUAUUAUUAGGGUUAGCUUGAGUGUUUUGAAGUGUGGUUGUAUGAUGUACAUACAUUUUCAAGUGUGUUACAAUCGGAUGACCAGUACAGAACUUGAUUGAUGUGUAAAGAAUCAGAUAUUAGAAGAUGACAAUAAUAAUAAUAAUAAGAAUGAGUAAUUUAAGCUGCUUAGAGCUAUACAGUUUAUAAAAGUAUUUUUUUUCUUCAUAUUUGCUCAAACUGUCAUAUCCUGACAGUGCAUGAGACCGAUAAUCUGGGAACAAAUCUGGUUUCCCUGCCUCCUUUUAAACCAACCAAUCGGAGCCAAGGAGGCCUGAACUUGGCUCCGUCACGGCAAUUUCCAUCACUGCUCGCAAAGCUUGUGAACUCUGAUCAAACUGUAAAACUAGGAAAGCUGAUCAAAUAUGGAUAACGAUUUUGGGUCUGUAUUGCCUAUUUCUGGCAUCAAAUGUUUUAUUUCCCACAGUUUAGCCGUCUCAUGUAUCACUGUCGGCAUAUAGAGACAAUUUUAGCAAACAUGACAAAAAGUUACCAAACUUGACCAACUGUAGCUUUAAAAAGAUAACACAACUAUAUAACCAUCUCCUACCUUUCUAGCACUAUAGCAGUAAAGCCUGACUAAUCCUACCACUGGUUUGUCUUAUCACCAAACAACAGUUUGUCAUUCCUCUGGUGACAGAACUGCUUGUUUUUUUUACGCUCUGACAAAAGUGACGUUUGCCACCGCAAAAUCUCACCUCGCAAGUUUGGUAUAUACAGAUGUUUAGCCCGCUACAACAGUUGCCAUGGCAACAGUACACAUAAAAGUGUCCGCUGCUCUUAGCAUCCUGCUACAUUGUCCGUUCUACACCCAUUUCUAUGGGUGCACCACAUUUUCCCUGCAAGCCCUUUAGAGCUGAGUAUUUCAGAAAGAAGGUGAAUACAUGUAUGUUCAAAUGGACAGUAUGAGAAAAAUAACGUGUUUUCUUUUUUUAGACUAUAAACAUGUUUGAGGGGUAACCCAAAAACUAAUAUGAAUCUGAAAAUGAAGAAUGAGAAUGAUAUGUCCCCUUUCAGGCAAUUGUCUUAAUUUAGUCUCUUUAUUAACUGAUUAUUUCUCUUCUUUCUGGAUCUGUAUCAAAAUGCACAUAAUAUUACCUGUACUCCUAAUAAUUCCUCUUUUAACAUGUUAUUUUCUGUUUUGAUUUUUUUGCCAAUGGUCAUUAAUAUGUCAGGACUGUACUCCAGGAGCACGGCCAGAGUAAGUGAUAAUUAAAAGGAAGGAAACCACUCUCAGUAAAAUAGUUCCCUAUCUUUGUAUUCAGUGUUGGAGAAAAUAUAGUUUGACCAAAUGAUGAUAAUGAGUUUUCUUAUAUAACUUUUGAUAUGCUUGUUUCAGUCAGGAACAUCUAAUGGUCACAGAGCAUAGGUUUGUGUUUUGUUGUUAAUACAGAACCAAUCACUUGUACAUCAUUCAGUUGCUUCACUUGCCCAUAAUUUGUUCAGUUUCUAAAUCCAGCAAAAAUAAAUUGUGCCUGAUAGCACUGAAUAUUGAA